CCAUCUGAGUUUUUUUGAUCGGCAAAUCGUCUACUGGUUUUGCAUGAUGAAUGAUGUUAUCGGAAAAGCAAGUGAGUUCGUAGUUAAUCUUUUCUGUACCUGCUUUUGUGCCGAAGUCAACCAUAUUUGUAGGCUCGACAAGAAUCUAGAUGUUCUGGAAAAAGCCAUAAAAGUACUGACCGCAAGGCGAGAUGAUGUCUCGGCAAGGGUGGAUAGGGCCGAGGAAACAGGUCUACAGAGGCUUCAUGUAGUUGGGGUAUGGCUUGCUGCUGUCGAGAAGAUUGAAAAACAGGCACAUGAAACGACUACGGCUUGUACACGUGAAGGGUCGUCUCUUUGUGAUGUUUGCUCAAGAAAAUUGGUGUCAAGGUUUCGUUACGGGGGAGAGGUUUUCUCUAUGUUGGAAGAUGUUAGAGAGCUCACGGAGCGCAAAUUAAAUGAAGAUCUCAAUGCGGUAGCUGUACCACCUAUGGGAGAUGCGGUGGUGGAAAGGGAUCUACAACCCAUUAUUGUUGGUCAGGAAACAAUACUCGAAAGUGCAUGGAACCGCAUCAUGGAUGAGGGAACCCAGUCUAUGGGUCUAUAUGGCAUGGGGGGAGUAGGAAAAACAACUCUUCUUGAACAAAUCAACAAUAAGUUUUCUGGCGCAAAUGGUGGAUUUGACAAAGUAAUCUGGGUUGUGGUGUCAAAGGAUAAACCGAACGAGAAGAUUCAAGAUGAGAUUGGUGCGAAACUAGGCUUCACUAAAGAAGAUUGGAAAGAAAAAGAGACAAGCGAGAAGGUGAGUGACUUAUACGGUCGUAUGAAGAAUAAGAAGUUUGUCUUGUUAUUGGAUGACAUUUGGAGGGAAAUAGAUCUAAAAGAAAUAGGGGUCCCAACUCCAACAAAGAAAAACGGAUGCAAAAUAGUAUUCACCACUCGUUUAAGGGAAGUAUGUGGCCAAAUGGGAGUUCAUGACCCAAUGGAAGUAAAAUGUUUGGGUCGUGACGAAGCUUGGGACUUGUUCUGUGCUAAAGUUGGGGAAAUGACAUUAGAAAGCCACCCAGAUAUUCGUGAGCUCGCAUGCCAAGUUGCAGAAAAAUGUCAAGGUUUACCAUUGGCGCUGAAUAUCAUGGGUAAAAAUAUGUCAUCCAAGAGGACGGUGCAAGAAUGGAAGCUAGCAAAAGACACUCUUGCUUCCAAUGCUGCUGAAUUUCCUGGUAUGGAAGACCAUAUUUUUAUGGUUUUGAAGUAUAGUUACGAUAAGCUUGGAGAUGCCCACCAAAUCAAGUCUUGUUUUCAAUAUUGCGCUCUUUUUCCAGAAGAUUUUGCAAUACAAAAAGAGAAGUUGGUUGAUUACUGGAUAUGCGAAGAAUUCAUAGACGAAAAGCAAGGUAAAAAUUAUGCUACAAACCAGGCUUACGGGGUAAUUGGUACCCUUGUCAAAGCUUGUUUACUGAUUGAAGAAGGAGAAGACAAAUCGAAGGUGAAAAUGCAUGAUGUGGUUCGUGAGAUGGCAUUGUGGAUAGCAUCUAAUUUUAGAAAGGAUAAUGAGAGAUGUAUUGUGAAAGCUGGUGUUGGUUUAAGUGAAGUACCAACUGUGGAGAACUGGAGCUCUGUGAGAAGAAUGUCGUUGAUGUACAACGAGAUUGAAAACAUACAUGACAGUCCCAACUGCUCUGAGCUUACAACUCUGCUCUUCCAGAAAAAUGAGCUCUUAAAUAUCUCAGAUGAAUUCUUCAAGUACAUGCCCAGGUUAGUAGUAUUGGAUCUAUCAGAUAAUCGAUUUAUAAAUGGAUUUCCAACGGAUAUAUCAAAGUUGUUCUCCUUGCGAUAUCUAGACUUGUCGGAGAAUGGAGCUAUACAGAGUCUGUUUGCAGGCUUACUAAAAUUGCAAAAGCUGAUAUAUCUGAAUUUGGAGAGAACGGGACUUGAGAGUAUUUCUGGUAUAUCUAGUUUGUCGAGAUUGAGGACACUGCGACUACGACGUAACAAAUUGUCACACGAUCUCAAUGUAAUCAAGGAACUGGAGCUCUUAAAACAUUUAGAAGCGGUAACCAUAGAUAUCGGGUCAAGUUCAGUUGCAGAUCAAUUGUUCAAGGCUCCCAGAGUAGCUAAUGCUAUCCAUGAGCUAUUUAUUGAACAUCUUCAGGAGGAAGCAAAAUUUACUUUUCCAAAUAUGGCGGUUCUUUGUACGCUCGAGAUGUAUAAAAGUGCUAUGGUAGAGAUAAAUAUCGAGAGGAGAACACCAUCAUGGAGGAAAAGUCCAACAACAGCAAGCUUUCCAAGCCUCUCAACAGUGCGUUUAAGUUAUUGCCAUGGUCUAAAGGACUUGACAUGGCUUUUGUUCGCUCCAAACCUUACUGUUCUUACCGUUGCUAUCUCAACUCGAGUAGAAGAUAUAAUUAGCAAAGAAAAAGCUGCGGAUAUUCUCAUAGAAGAGGCAGGUACCAUUAUUCCUUUUCGAAAACUAGAGCAUUUCCAAGUGUAUAAUCUACCAAAACUGAAGAGCAUCUACUGGAGUCCUCUACCUUUCCCACGUCUAAAGAAGUUAAACAUAGGGAGGUGUCCUAAUCUGAGAAAGCUUCCACUGGAUUCUAAAAGUGGCAGCAGCAUCCCGGGUGAAGAGCUUGUCAUUCAUAAUGGAGAACAAUACUGGAUAGAAAAGGUUGAAUGGGAAGAUGAAGCGACUAAAAAGCGUUUCCUAUGUACCAUCAAUCCUUCCCAAUGAGCCACAAUAGGUUUCCAAAACCUGUUUCAGCUGUCAUAUUGGUCUGCUCCUCUCUGAGUCCUCUUUCAAAAAGAUUAGUGUGCCUAUGUGAUAUAUUCAUGUCUGUUUUAUAUAAUUGUUGUCUUAUGUGAAUCUCAUUACUCUUAAUUGCUAAUGUUAUAUGUGCUUAUGUUUGCGUUGA
Molecule: messenger RNA, 2891 nt
Organism: Eruca vesicaria subsp. sativa (arugula)
Lineage: Eukaryota; Viridiplantae; Streptophyta; Magnoliopsida; Brassicales; Brassicaceae
Source: the annotation of a GenBank genome assembly